UUUCUGUCCGUGUCGUUCAGGCGUGUCACCAAAUAUAGAAUGGAUUGGACGACUGCGCUGCUUCGUGUCUUGGGCUGUUUCGGUGUGUUCUUUCCCAUUACGAGGGAAGUCACUGUUCCAUGCACCGAACCAAGGACUUUUGCUUGCGGAGACGGCCUGUGUGUUCCCCAAGAAUCAACUUGCAAUGGUCCCGCUGAUUGUUCGAUCGCAACUGACGAGAUUUUUUGCCCCUCAUCAAAUUUGCCAGGUUUAUUCAAAUGCAAAUAUGUUGUUGGCGAGUUCUACUUACCUCGUGAUACCCGGUGUUCCGGCACGGUGGAUUGCCCAGGUGGUUCUGACGAACUCGGUUGCGGACCACCUUUCCGAUGCAGAGCGGACCAGUUCCACUGCCGUAUGGACGACUCGUGCAGAGACUACAGAGAAAUAUGUGAUGGUGUACACACCUGCUCGGGAUUCGAUCAGUCUUUCUGUGAUUCGGAUUUUGUCUGCGAUAGAACCGAAUACGAGCUACACCCUCAGGAAAAAACUUUCUUUGAGCACGCGCCAUCAUAUCUUCUCUACCCGGCUGGCUUUUACCGGUGUUCCUGGUUGUUCACAAGCUAUGAGACCGCCUAUAUAUUUAUUGAAAUAGUGACGUUAAAUGUUCCACCCCACGGGAAGUUCGUUGUGUCGGGUGGGGUUGGACAGGAUCCGACGGUGGCUGAGAGUGUGAUUUUUAUCACUGAUGUCCCCUCUGGGGGCGGAAUAGUGUUCAUAGGACGUCCAACUACUACGGCCUGGGUGACAGUGCGAUCAAGCAGGUUCCUACUUUCAUCACACGAAUCGCCGGUAUACUUUGAGCCUUCUUUUGCUAUGGAAAUCUACCAACAGGAAGAAAGGAUUUGUCCUGAUGGAUUGAUUAGCUGUGGAAAUCAGUUGGAGUUAACUGUCUGCAUCACCAGGUCUAGGUUGUGUGAUGGCAAGUUUGACUGUCCAGAUUACUGGGACGAAAGCCAGUGUAACAAUAAUUACUCAGCAGUGUGUGGCUAUCAACAGCACCAAUCCUUGGAUACUAAGGAGACGAGGGAUUUUCAAGUCUUUUUUCCCCAGUUGGCCUUCGACUGUUUGUUUUUCGUCGCUACACCGCCUCAAUCUCGUGUUGAGAUCAAGGCUACGAGAUUUCCUGCUGAUGAUGCAACCUUGACCUUUGGCACAAUGAGCGACAAUGGCACUCUUGAUUUGUCAGCGUCAUUUCUGACGCUCAGUAGUGCUAAAUGGGUCGUGCCUUCGUCGUAUUCACCAGCCGCUGGAAUGUCACUAUGGGUCACAGCAAGUUGGCAUUCCUUCCAGACUACUACACUCGACGGCAUUUCCUUCACCUUAAGGACAUUCAACGAGACGGAAUGCAAGCCAGAUGAGUAUACAUGCUACGGCUCCGAAGUUUGUCUCCCUAUGAGCCAGCGAUGUGACGGAAUCCCACAAUGCCCUGCGCUGGAUGACGAGAGAGGAUGCAAUGGGUGUAAAAAUGAUGUCUUUACCUGUGAUGGCCAGAGAUGUGUGGACGAAAGUCUGCUGUGUAAUGGAUUUGCGCAAUGCCAAGACAUGAUGGACGAGUACCUUUGUGGACACUGUGUAGACACGCCAGGGAUAGACCUUUCCGAUGGAUCACGUCAUCAUAUAUCCUACAGCCCUUACAGCAGCCACCCAGGGGACUGCCUGUUUCUCCUGACGGCAAGAGCUGAUCACCGGAUAACUGUUCGACUACGGAGUAUACCACAGUCACAUCUUAAAUAUCCCAAUCUGUAUAUCGCUAUGGGUGAAGGUCAUGACAUCUUGAACCAGUCCACGAUGGUACACAACAUCGACUUCUCCCACUCUGACGUGAUACCUUAUCGGGAAGCUGUGACGUCAGUAGGAUCCUUAAUGUGGAUCAAAUACAAAUUUGAAGCUCCACCAAAUGAUCAAUUGAAAACCUUGGAAUCGCAGACAAUCCACUUGGAACUAAUGCACACCAGGAGAGCAGGAUGUCCGGGUGGUGGACGCGCAUGCAGUUCAGAAGAAUGCAUCAGCGAAGCGUAUGCUUGUGAUAGUUAUAUCGAUUGCUUAGACUACAGUGACGAAAUUGGAUGUGGUGCUUGCUCUGACAACGAAUUCCUUUGUCUUUCUGAAAGUAAAUGCAUUCAUGUGACGAGUUUAUGUGACACAGUGUUGGACUGCUCAGACGGAUCAGACGAGUCAAUGUGUGGUCCGUGCGGACGAAACUUGAUUGACCUUUCAAAGCAGACGGCUCGUGAAUCGGGACAAUUCUACAUCGUGUCUUCUCCAUUUUACCCACGGCCACCCCCUGAAAACUUCGAGUGCUCUUGGAGGGUAAUAGCGCCCCCAGGAACUCGGGCCUUGGCAAGAAUCGAGACACUUCACCUGGGGACAAGUAGACUGAAUUUUGGCUGGGGUAUGAACCCGACCAGCGUGAACUCCUCGAUUGGGCCUGAACUCAGUGGCCAAGACAUCCCUUUAGUCCUAAUUGCCUCUAGAAACAAACACCUGUGGAUAAAUUUCCUUUCCAAAUGGGGAGAAACAAGCAACGGAUUCUCCAUUAGUAUUACGCACAGGAGAACAGUUAGCUGUAACGAAGGCCAGACGAUGUGUGGAGAGCCUGAUACGAUAUGUCUAACACAAAGUGCAAGUGACUAUCAACUGUCCUACCUGUGUGGAUUGGAUGUCUGUGGUGAGCGGAAUAUCUACCUGGAGCCUGACCUUCCCUACACCCUCACAUCUCCUAAUUACCCUCAGAAAUAUCCUAAUGAUCUGAGGUCCAGGAUUAGAGCUCGGGGAUGUUGCUGA
Molecule: messenger RNA, 2823 nt
Organism: Acanthaster planci (crown-of-thorns starfish)
Lineage: Eukaryota; Metazoa; Echinodermata; Asteroidea; Valvatida; Acanthasteridae
Biological process (GO): hormone-mediated signaling pathway; adenylate cyclase-activating G protein-coupled receptor signaling pathway; activation of adenylate cyclase activity
Cellular component (GO): plasma membrane
Molecular function (GO): G protein-coupled peptide receptor activity; protein binding
Source: RefSeq, a predicted model, not a curated record